Myzus persicae (green peach aphid) is the source of this 815-nucleotide messenger RNA. RefSeq lists its product as uncharacterized. The record is from RefSeq and is a predicted model, not a curated record. Bases 127 to 717 code for a protein of 196 amino acids. Gene Ontology annotation, cellular component: transcription regulator complex; nucleus. Lineage: Eukaryota; Metazoa; Arthropoda; Insecta; Hemiptera; Aphididae. The transcript is spliced from 4 exons. Gene Ontology annotation, biological process: regulation of transcription by RNA polymerase II.
GAUUAUUAGGUUUUUACCUACCUACUUCAAAUAUUAUUAUAAUUAUUCUUUGUUACAAUAGAUGAACCUACAACUUUAAGUAGUACAAAAAGAAUCACUAAAAAUAACGGAAUUAAUAAAGAAGAUAUGUUUAAAUUAAUCAGCAUUAUAGAGACUUGUAAACCACUUUGGGACCAUAGGUUACCACUAGGUGAUCGAUCAGAAAAUAUUAAAAAUAAUAUGUGGAAUGAAGUUUUUGUCCAAUUUAAUGGUUUAUAUACUCUAGAAUGCUUAAAAAGUACCUGGAAGUAUAUUAGAGAAAGGUACACAAGAGAAAAAAAACCAAGUGCAAGUGGUAGUUCAGGUGGUACCAAAAAGGUUUGGGAACAUUUUCUGAGUUUACUUUUUUUGGAUGACGUAUUAUUGGUACAAAAGCGCACAAUAGAUAACCUUACUCAAGAAUCAACAAGUUCAAAUGAACUAAAUGAAUCAACUCCGUCAUCAAAACGUUCUAAAAGACCUACAAUUGAACAUUAUAUGGGUUCGUUGAUUGAUGAACUUAAACAUAGCAGACCUAUGACUCCAACUGAACCUGUCUUACUGGCACCUGAACCACCAAAUGAAGAUCAUACAUUUAGCUUGUAUUUAACAAAUAUUAUGUCGGAGAUUCCAAAACAAUCUAAAAUAAAGUUGCAAGGAAAACUUAUAGCUUUAGUUAUAGAAGUGCUAAGUAAAUAAACCAUAUUAUUAUAUGUAUAAUAAUAUUAUUAUAAUAUUAUUUAGAUAUAUCCAAAGAAAGAAACUUAUGGACUUAACAUGUGCAAUAAAAAGGCUGU